This is a messenger RNA of Cherax quadricarinatus, 6445 nucleotides long. RefSeq names its product carbohydrate sulfotransferase 11. Gene Ontology annotation, molecular function: sulfotransferase activity. The record is from RefSeq and is a predicted model, not a curated record. NCBI's taxonomy places the organism in Eukaryota, Metazoa, Arthropoda, Malacostraca, Decapoda, Parastacidae. Gene Ontology annotation, cellular component: membrane. Gene Ontology annotation, biological process: carbohydrate biosynthetic process.
CCAUUUUUAUUUUUUCAGAUAGUUUUCUGGACGGGCAGUGAAUGAUAUAAAAUCAAAAGAAGUGCAGCAUCAUUUAAAUGUCUGAACUGAAAACUGUUCUGUACUUCUCAUCUCCCAUAAAAAUUAGUCAGUGGCAUAUGUAUAUAUAUGUAACGAUGUGUAAUAAGUGAAAUUUGGCGUAAUAUUGGCGUUGAUCUACGCCGGUUAACGUGCCCUGUACCAAGGGACAUCUCACCCUCCCCGGUGCAGAUAAGACAUGAGAGUGGAUGAGUGUCGUGACCAUACUGAAACUUUCUUAAAACUAAGAGUGAGAAAUCAGGAAUAAAGAGUGAACCGGUUAAGAGUGACGUAAAGACACAGGAAGAGAACCGGUGUGUGUAUCUUUCAAUAACAGUUUGUGCAGAGGAAAUGAACAGUCUAGAGGCUCGCUUUAAUCUUAUUUAAGUAUAUACAUGGAGAUUUCAAAGAAAAUUUGCAUGGUCGAGUAAGAAAUGGAAAGUUUUAUAUUUUGGUUUAUUACGUUCUUAAUAACAAAAUUAACCAAGAAAGCAUAAACAUAUGUAUAACAAAAGACCAAGUAAAAGGUCAAAAAAAUAUUUAAUGUAGAAGCAGAUGCCUCAUCAUCAAGGCUGUCUUCUAAGUUAAGAAAUCCCCUUACUAAGUUAAAAUGGAGAGACCUAAUUAAGCAAGUCAGGAUUGUAUUUCAGACAAGUGAUUCAAGGAAAUCUGAGGUAAACUAGAAAGUACCUAAAAUUGGUCAUUGACGUGACCGCUCCAGUGCCUAAGUAUAUAUUGGAAAAAGUGUCCUAAUCAAUAACAAGAGCCUCAGCUAACGGUUCGUUGGGAAAUGCCUGAGGAAGAGCUCUGCUUGGAAGUAUCUAAGCCAUCUGUAGGCUUGGACGUGGAGAAGCCAGUACCAGGCUUGGAAGAAUCAGUCGUAGGCUAGGAACAGCACGGUGUGAUGGUGCCUUCGUCUCACUAUUAUCACUGGCCUCGUCUACGUCAUCAUAUGGACACAACCUGCUGCUGCAGUUGAUGUUUGAUGAUCUUUCUUGUGUGUGUACCCUAUCCCUACUUAUACCGCACUAUUUGAUCUUUCCUUUCACUUUGUAACAUUAAGGUUUUUCACCUCGUCUUGCCAGCCGUCCCUGCACUCAUUACAUAUUUUACAAAUUCACUCAACGUCUUUCGCAAUCACUACACUCUUUGACAGUCUUAACACCUAGACAAUCAAGUCAAGGGGAUAAUUCUGAGUGGGCUUCCAUCACAAGCACAAACAUAUCGAAAUCCUUCCCAUGGCGACCCAAGAUUCAUUAUUUGCUCAUAACACUCCCUUCCUUACCCGUCCUAACACAAAGUAUACAAUUUAAAAUCUCAAAUGUUUAAGAUAUUCACACAUUCUCUUGUUAAUGUUCUGUGAGGUCAUUCACCUGCUUACUCAACCUCGCACUCAUUUGCACUGUACAAAAUUUUAUUCUCAGUUCACUCUGCAUUCAGUACCCUUGUUCCUAUUUUUUGUUCUACUAUUCAUUAUAUACCGUUAUUUCUUUUAGUACCUAUUGCUGCAUGUUUAUCGUUUUUUGCAUGAUAUUCAUUUCCAGCUGUCGUAGUUUAAAUUAAUUAUUUUAAUUUCCCUUCACAAGUUUUGUUAAUUGGUUUUUGCCUAUUAGCUGGUCAGCAAGAUCCCAGCUACUGUUGCAAAAUUAUUAAAAGUACUGUGCUCCACCACAUGCCCUCGUGUGUAAUUGGAAGUACACAGUACAUCCAACAAUAGAACAAGAACUAUCGAAAAAACAGCAGCCAGCGAACUCAGCAGGAACAUCAAGAAUAAAGUGGCAUCGACGGGGGCAGUAGCAUCACCGCCAUCAUCAAUAGAAGCUUGGGUAUCAUCUUUGAGGAUCAGGUGGCAGUGGUUGUGGUGGUGGUGCGAGGGUGAUGGUGCGAGAGGUGUCACUGAGGCUGAUCCUGGCGGUGCUAGCGUUGCCCUCCCUUAUAUGCUAUCUCCUGCUCAUUGAUACCACCACCGUCCGAUACCACCCACUACCAACAGAGCACGCAUCACAAUCUCCUCCCACGGUUGGUUCCUGCCUUUCUUGUGGUCUCGACUUCGCUGUGGUGAGUGACGUUCCUGUAGAAGACCCAGAAGACUUUUGGUGGGCUGACUGGGAUGAGGUUCAGAGGAGCAGACGGGCAGCUUUGCACUUCGCAUGUUUCCAUGUCAAGAAUACUAAAGUCAGGUCGUUCACCAAGCUUCUAAGUGCCCGCAAAUACCUCUACAACCUGCUCUUGGAUGAAAGGCACAAAGCUAUUUAUUGUUAUGUUCCCAAGGUUGCCUGCACAAACUGGAAGCGAAUGAUGAUGAUCUUGUCAGGACGGACCAACAAAACCAACCCACUCAACAUUAGUUCGCAUGUUCCACAUGAAGAGGGUGUUUUAACCAGGCUGUCAGGAACACGCAUGAAGUCUUCACAUCUAAACUACAAGCUGAGAACCUACACAAAGUUUCUCUUUGUACGGCAUCCAAUGGAGCGAUUAGUGUCUGCUUAUAGAAAUAAGUUGGUUAUAAACUCCACCUCUGCUGCAGAUUUCAAGAGAAGGUAUGGUGUGACAAUCAUGAGGAAAUAUCGUAAGGGAGUAAACGCCCUAAAUGUCACUAAAAAUGGUCACGGUGUAACAUUUGCAGAAUUUGUAUCCUAUUUAAUAGAUACACGGCAGGAUAGUUUUCAGAGUUUAAAUGAGCACUGGGCACCGUACGUUGAUCUGUGUCAUCCUUGUACUAUUAGAUAUAACAUCAUUGGUAAGUAUGAAACACUGGAGGAAGAUUCCGAGUACAUCUUGAGGAAAAUUGGCGCUCCUCGAGAUUUACACUUCCCGCCUGUAGUAGCAUCACGCACUGCAUCCUUAGUGGCUCAGCAUAUGGCUUCCCUCACACGCGAACUCAGUCAGAAACUCUAUGAACUAUAUAAACACGACUUCAAGCUCUUUGAGUACGAUUAUUCAAACUUUUAACAUUAGAUUGUUGAGUUGUCAAAAAUCCCAUGCAAUGAAGAUGAAAUUUUAGACAUAGUUUCCUUAAUACUGUUGUUGAUAAUAUUGUUAUUGGUUGUGGAUGAUUGGAAACAGCAUUUUAUAAAUGUAAAACUUAAAGUGAUAUUUCUCUUCGAUAAUAAUAACAUAUACAUAUUUAUACAGUAUUUUUAAAGAUCAGUUGUUUUUAAAUAAGCAAAGCAAAUGUAAAAUUUAAUGUCUCACUCAUUAGAGUAAAUUUGCUGGCAUGAUAAAAUCAAAAUAUCUAGUGAAGUGGCAUUGAUUUCAUCUCAUUAGAAAAAAUAUCCAAUGUUACCUGGUACAGUAUUAAAAUAAGAUUAACCCUUAAAUGGUCCAAACGUAUAUAUACGUUUUUUCAACAUUUGAAAGUAUGUAAAAAAAUGUAGAUCUUCUUUCUUGUUUUACAUUUAAAAAUGUGCAAAAAAAACUUUUAUCUACAUUUUUUUUUUAUUUUUGAAAAUAUGUAAAAAAAACGUAGAUCUACUUUUGGAGCACUACGGAUUUGAACGUCGAUUUGUUUGGACCGUUUAAGGGUUAAAGGAGUUAGAGAAAUUGUGAGACUAUUCACUCCUAACAAUUCUUUCUUUUGAAGAGGCAUCUGAGAUUGACAAUCACAUCACAACAGGCAGUGCACUAUUUCAGGACUGAAUGCUGCGAUUAUUAAAAUUGUUACAUCAUCCAUUAUAUAGCACAUUGUUCAGUAAUGUCUGAUAAGCAUGAAAGUAAAGUGAGACCACAUUGUCUGAACUUGUCUGUUGCUGGGAAUUUACAGAGAUUUUUUUCAGUUUUGGUAGCUAAAUUAGAUUUUAUUUGUGUUGUAAAGAACAGGUGGCAAUAAUAAAUUUUUAAUAAGUGAUAUAAAAAUCCAUAACCAGUUAUCACAUAUUCUCGGUCCUAUCUUAAGAGGGAAAGGGGAAUAUUUUCAGUUAAAUUUUUUAACCAUGACUUUUUCCAUAAUGUUGAGCUGUAAGUAUGUAAAGUAGUAAUAUGAAUAUUAAUACAGUCCACAGAAGAUGUAUAAAAUUGUGGCAUUUAUUUUUUUCUACUUUUCUCAAAAUCUGAAUACAUACAUUAACAUCAGAUAAUAAUCAAAGAUAUGAAAUUCUGCUGUAGUACUUCAUAUUGAAAUGCCUAAGCCUUUCUUGAUUACAGAAUUCUGUAUUCUAUUUUAAGUCUUAUAAAUUUACCUAGAAAAUAGGAAAGUGUCAUUCUGUUCAAACCUUAGGAAAGAACAAAUAAUAAAUAGAAAAUUGGGUAAAAUAAUACAGAAUGAAUUAAUAUUGCUGUACCUGUCCAAAAAGCUAUGUAACCUGACUCAACAUUUUCAACUCGCCUCAGUGACAACACUUACUAUAGUAGUCCUGCAUUUCAUUAACAACUGAUGCAUUGUAAGAUUAGUUAUAUUUACUGGACACUCAAAGAAUAACUUGUGAUGGUGAUCUCCUUAUAUUUGUAAAUUAGAGCAAAUGAAAGAUCAAACUACAGUACCAUGUAACUUGGAAUUUAUUCUAGCAGGUGGAUGAACAAGGAAAGUAGCUUAUCAUUAUGAAUAUUAAUCAUACUGAAAUAUCAUAAUCCUUGCUGUAAUAUGUCAAUUAUCUCUACAGAGAAUAGUUUGAAACCCUCACAGACAUGUAUAUUCCUUUCUAUAUUAGGCACACUAUUAUUCAUGAAGAUAUGAUUUCUAAAAUGAGAGGGGAUUUUUGAGCUGUAUUGAAGGAUAAAACAAGUGUUAGAUGUCAGAUUUUCAAUUUGCAAAUAAAAUCAGUAAUGCAACCUGGUUGAUACUGUACAACAUUUGAUUUUUAUCACAAGGAAUGGAAUAUUUCUCGUGAUAUAUGACCCACUCAGUGGAGCUUUUGGUCAUUUGAUUGAGACCUCAUGGCUUGCCAGUGAAUCAACUUUUGAGAUAUCAGAUAUUGAUAGAAUUUGCUUAUGUAUCCAAUUCUAACUCAGUUUUAAUGAUAUCUGAUGCUGAUUCAAUGUAUUUUGCCUGCUGUGAUACUGUCUUUGUGCUGUAAAAUUUUUUGGUAAAUUUUUUAAUUUUUACUCAGACCUAAGAAUUUGUGAAAUUAAUCAGAUAUACAGUAGUUCAGCUAAACAUCAGAUUGUUUAGAAGUUUUGAUAUUUUUAUUAUAUGUCCCAUACCCAUUUUGUGGGUAGUAACCAAACUACAUUACAUCUACUGUUCGUGUAGAGCCCUACAGCCUGGUGUCUGAAGGAAAUAUGGGCCAAAUCUGGGCAGAAUAGAAAAUGAGACAAGCAUUCCUAAACUUGAAGGUAGACCUGCUUAAUUCCUGGUAGAGUCAGUAACUGGCCUCCUCUCAUGGCCACAAAAAAUAUCCAUUGAGCUGCAAGAUAAUGCUGACAUGUGGCAUUCUAACCAUUGGUGGAACAAGAAGACAAGAAAGCAUAAGGACAAAUGUCCCAAAAUAAUUAGGGAGAAUUUGUUACCGAUGCAUAGGGCAGAGCAAAAUAUCAAGGUUGGAGUCAAUCUGUUGUUUGGGUGAAUUACUUUAAUAUCCAUUUUAACUGUAAAACUCUGUAAUAAGUGCAUCUGCAUUUUCCUAUUAAUAUGUAAUUUAUGCAUAUAAAUACUGUACUUGGUAACUGGAAAAUAUAAUUAUAUGAGGAUUUAAAUGAAAUAGAAACUUGUAUUGUUUUUAAGAAUUGUUCAUAUAUUUAUAAAAAAGAAUUGAAAAGAUGUUGCUAAGAUAACACAUUUGUUGACCCAUAGUGGUACAAAACACACAUACGGGUUCAGAAUAUUUGUACUUUUAUGUAAAAUUUUGGUGUACUGUCGUAAUCAUGUGUGCCAGUAAAUUAUGGCUAUGCUUGUUCUUUCUCAUAAGAACUUGCAUUUUAAUAACUUACCUGUAAGUGGUGUUGCAUGAUUUUCAGAAGCUAUCUUACCUAUUAAAAGUUCUUUAUUAACAACAUAAGCAUAUGGUCCUAUAAUCUUCCAGUAGAUGCACAUAAAAAUUCAUUACUUUAUUUGAGCCCUUGAUAAGACUAUCUUUCACUAAUGCUGUGUAACUCUUGAGUAUCGUAAAAAUAACCGUAGUUAAUAUACAGUGACUACAUAAAUUAUAAAUUGGUUAUCAUGACACCUUCAUUCAUAAUAUUUUCUUUAGUCAAUACAUUGUAGAAUGCCAAUGAUGGUAUCACUUAUUGUGGUGCUGCGAUACUGGUGAAUCUCAUCAACACAAAGAUUUUUCCAUGUGUAGCACAGAAAAUUGCUAAUUCCAAGGCAGCUUAGAUUAUUAUUAUAAUCAAAAAGAAGCGCUAAGCCACAAGGGCUAUACAGCAAGGCAGCUUAGAAAUUUUCCCAUUCAUUACAUCUUAUCUUAAGAGUUCAUAUAGUACUGCUCGUUAACAAGGUUAUUAAUAUAUUAAU